AUCUCGCAGCUGAUUCUGCUGCUUCAUAUCACCCCUUUCACCCAUCAAUGGCAAGCUCUGGAGCAGUCCCAUCCAUUGACGCUACGCUGGGCGCCACGUUUAUCGGUGUCGUUGUCGCGGCAGUAUUAUACGGAGUCACCUGUUUACAAACAUGGCACUACUAUCACACGUAUGGGAGUGAUACUUGGCGGCUCAAAGGCCUGGUCCUAUCUGUAUGGAUUUGCGACACCGUCCACCAAGUUCUUAUAUCGCAUACAGUCUACACGUAUCUGGUUACACACUAUGCCGAUCCUCAAUACCUAAGUAUGCUGGUGUGGAGCCUCUUGGUUGAAGUUCUGUUCAAUGGCUUUACUGCUUUUGUCGUCCAAUGCUUCUUCACCAUCCGAAUAUAUAACUUGAGCCACAAGAAUAUCAUGCUUACAGGCCUGGUGGCUGCUCUAGUCCUUGCGCAAUUUUGUGUCACACUUGUUUAUGUCGGCAAAUCAUUGCCUAUGAAGACAUACGAGCAACUCGAUACACUCAAAGGGCUCUCUAUGGCUGUGAAUGCUACGACAGCAGCGAGUGACGUCGUGAUUGCAAUGUCUUUGGUUUCAAUGUUGCAUCUAUCACGUACAGGUUUCAAACGCUCAGACAGUGUCAUCAACAAGUUGAUAUUGUAUACAGUGAACACUGGCUUGCUAACAAGCAUCGAUGCCAUCUGCUCGUUGGCCAGUAUUGCUGCUCUUCCUAAUACAUUCAUUUAUAUAUGUUUCUUUUUCGCCUUGGGCCGUCUUUACGCAAACUCACUUUUAGCGACACUCAAUGCACGAAAGUCAAUUCGUCAGAAAGUCAGCCCAGAUGACAUGUCUUUAUCUGGACUGCAGAGCAUCCCGCGCACGGUCGAUGUGCCGGGUUUGAAAAAGGUAUGCCUAAAUAUUUUUCUGGUUAUCGCCCGUCCAAACUUGUAUGACUCAGCCGACAAACAAUAUCGCCAUCCAAAUUGA
Heterobasidion irregulare TC 32-1 is the source of this 983-nucleotide messenger RNA. RefSeq lists its product as uncharacterized. Lineage: Eukaryota; Fungi; Basidiomycota; Agaricomycetes; Russulales; Bondarzewiaceae. The record is from RefSeq and is a predicted model, not a curated record. The transcript is spliced from 18 exons. Bases 48 to 983 code for a protein of 311 amino acids.